GAAUCAGAAGAAAGAAAAAAAGAAGACCUGAAGGAUGUCUUCUGUCGAGAUUCGCCAAGUCACUGUCGUUGGUGGAACCGGAGGCAUUGGCCAACCCAUUGUUCAGGAAUUGGUCGAGCAGGGCUUCCAAGUGUCCAUCCUCAGCCGUGGUGCUGGCAAUGGCAAGGUGCCCGAAGGCGUGACUGUCAAGACCGUCAACUACGACGACAUUGAGUCCUUGAAGGCGGCCCUGACAGGCCAGGACGCCGUCGUUUCGACUAUUGCAUCUGCUGCCGUGGGGGACCCGCAGCAGAAACUCGCAGAUGCCGCGUUCGCAGUCGGCAUUAAGCGCUUCGUCCCCAGCGAGUUCGGUAUCAACACCCGCAAGCUACAGGGCUUAGAGAUUGGGAAGAUCGUCGCUGGCAAGACGCACCUGGUGGAUGACCUGCAGAAGAAGGCAGAGGAGAGGUCGGAUUUCAGCUGGACCGGUAUCUCGAAUGGUCUCUUCUUCGACCUGAAUUUGGAGCUCGGGAUCUUUGGAUUCGAUGCCAAACAAAAGACGGCCACUAUCGUCGAUUCUGGAAACGAGCCAUUCCAAACAAGCAACAAGGGCCUGAUCGCAAAGGCGGUAGCCUCUGUCCUGAAGCAUCCCCAAGAGACCGCAAACAAGUAUCUGUCUAUCGCCUCCUUCCAACCCACCCUCAACCAGAUAUUGGAAAUUGUGGAGGCUGAGACCGGGAGCAAAUGGACGGUGGAGCGUCAGAGCACUGCUGACCUGCAGAAGAUUGGCGAGGAAAAGCUGGCCAAGGGCGACUUCAGUGCCUUUGGGCCACUCCUUCGGGUCCACCUCUAUCGGGACGGCGAGGGUCAUGCUUUGAAGGAGGGAGAGAAGGCCAAUGCGCUGUUGGGGCUACCAGAAAACGAGGACAUCAAGGAGACCCUACGAAAAUGGCUGGCAUCAACUGGUGCCAUCUAAUCACCUAAAGUGUGGUCUUUCAGUAUCAAGUAAUGGCUAUGGAUACCUGCUUGCUUGCAAGUAUCAGAUUACUGCAAUGAAAGAAGUUUGAAUAUUUGGCAAGGCCAAUGC
Molecule: messenger RNA, 1066 nt
Organism: Cryphonectria parasitica EP155
Lineage: Eukaryota; Fungi; Ascomycota; Sordariomycetes; Diaporthales; Cryphonectriaceae
Product: NAD(P)-binding protein
Exons: 3
Coding region: 35-955 (306 amino acids)
Molecular function (GO): oxidoreductase activity
Source: RefSeq, a predicted model, not a curated record